AUGGCUUCCUCACGUCGCAUCCAGAGUUACCUGGCGCUUGCGCUUGCUUUGCUCUGGCCCGCAGAGGCUCAACUCACGACAGAGUCGACAGAGGUUUGCGACCAGUCCGACCAGUCCCUGCUGCAGCUUGGCAGUGGCCUGGGCUGUCCUCCGGUACCUCAAGUCAGCUGCCAGAACACGCUCGGCACGAUGCACAACGGGCCCACCCCAGGUAUGAAGAAGCUGUCCAAGGCCAUGCCGGAUGUGGACCUAAGCCCUGCGGACUGCUCCUUGUGCAGUACACCCGGUGCCUCUGCUUCCUUGUACAGCAUUGAGCGCUUCGACGGUAUGGGCCAACGUGCUGCUCACCUUAUUGUGAUGAUGGCACUCGCAAGCCACUUGGGAGUGAAUUUCGGUGGGCUACUCCCGCACCCUUCCACAGAAGUUCAUGGUGCAGACGUCCACGCAUGUUUGAGUGCAGUUGUGGGGAGCGAUUAUACAUCCCUCCGUAAGCAGGUUAGACAUGCCAAUUUUGACACGUGUUUCUUCGGGAGCCACGUUCUGCUCUCAACAUUCGAGGAAGGCCACCAGCCCGUCGGCCAGAAGAUUUUGUUUCAGGAAUGCGGAUUUGGGAAGGAUAUAGUCCGCUUCUUGACGCCAACUUUCCUGCAAAAGUUGAGACAGCACACGCAGCUACUCAGCCACCCAACGCCGUACUUUGGUCACGAGAAGAGGAUUCGCGUGGCCGUCCAUGUCCGCCGAGGCGACAUCGACGUCUCAAGGCAGACGAAUCGCGACAUUCCUAACAACGUGUACCUCCAGGUUGUAGAGACCAUUCGAAACAUGGCUCGGAACAUGGCGGAGAUCCAUGUCUUCAGCACCACUAAGGAGGGAAAGCACGCCAGCAGCGACUUCGAAGCUUUCGAAAAAGCCGGUAUGACAGUUCACUUGAACGGUGAUGAACUCGGCGACCUGGCCCACAUGGCCCAAGCAGACGUUCUUGUCCAGGCUCCCAGCAGCUUCUCCUGGGUGGCCGGCGUCCUGAGUACGAACUGCGUGGUUUCCUUCAAAUCUUAUCCCGGCGGUUUACAGGACUGGAUCUUCCACCACACUGGAAGCUUCAAAAAGGACGAUGCAGACCGCCUUCGGCAGUGCAUCCAGGAUCGUUUGCACAGCACCGGCCUCUUGUGA
Symbiodinium necroappetens is the source of this 1170-nucleotide messenger RNA. NCBI's taxonomy places the organism in Eukaryota, Dinophyceae, Suessiales, Symbiodiniaceae. The record is from the annotation of a GenBank genome assembly.